Messenger RNA from Fraxinus pennsylvanica, 1425 nucleotides. NCBI's taxonomy places the organism in Eukaryota, Viridiplantae, Streptophyta, Magnoliopsida, Lamiales, Oleaceae. The record is from the annotation of a GenBank genome assembly.
AUGGAGGACUCAUACCCGCCGGCGAAGAGCUGGAGCAUUCACACGCGCCGGGAAAUUACCAGUAAGUACGAAAUCCACGAGCGCGUGGGCUCUGGCGCGUACUCUGACGUCUAUAAGGCCCGCCGCCUCUCCGAUUCCCUCAUAGUCGCCCUCAAGGAAAUCCACGACUACCAGUCGGCCUACCGGGAAAUCGAGGCUCUCCAGACGCUGCAAAACUGCCCCAACGUCAUCGUUUUGCACGAAUACUUCUGGAGCGAGGAUGAUGAUGCGGUGCUCGUCCUCGAGUUUCUGCCCACUGAUUUGGGGGCCGUGAUAAAGGCUGCGAAGAAAAAGUGGGAAAAUGGGCUGAGUCCUGGGGAGAUUAAGCGCUGGAUGGUGCAGAUUCUGUGCGGGGUCGAUGCUUGUCACCGGAAUUCGAUCGUUCACAGGGAUUUGAAGCCUUCCAAUUUGCUGAUCUCGGCUGAUGGCGUUCUCAAGCUCGCUGACUUUGGCCAGGCUAGGAUACUUCUGGGAUCUGGAUUUGCUGCUGUUAAUGAUAAUACCCCGUCUUAUCAGCAGGCUUUCUCAAAUGAAGCUACUUUAGGUCAACCGUCUGAAGUUGUUCAAGUACUGGACAAUGUUCAUCAAAGAAGCAAAUUAAUUCAAGAGCAAGGGUCUUCAGGCAAAGAAGAAUGCACUGUUGGGCCAGAUGAACUCAGAAUUAGUGACUUCCCGAAUGAAAUUGAUAAAGACAGUGUUACUCAUGAUGGAGAUGCAUCCAAUAUUGCUACAUGCACCACGAGUGAUAGAGAAGAAGUUCCUUCCCGAUAUUCCUUUUGUUAUGAGGCCGAGGCUGGAGACAAUGGGAAUGGUUCCCUUACCUCCUGUGUUGGAACUCGAUGGUUCAAAGCUCCCGAGCUGCUUUAUGGUUCUACAAACUAUGGGCUGGAGAUUGAUUUGUGGUCAUUGGGUUGUAUUUUUGCAGAGCUUUUGAGUCUCGAACCACUUUUUCCUGGCAAUUCAGAUAUUGAUCAGCUGGGCAGAAUUUUUAGUGUGUUGGGAAACUUAUCUGAAAAGGUUUGGCCUGGUUGCACAAAACUCCCUGAUUAUGAUAUCAUUUCAUUUGCUAAAGUAGAAAAUCCGGUCGGUUUGGAAGCAUGUCUGUGUAAAUGCUCUCCCGAUGAAGUUCUUCUUAUCAAAAAACUACUAUGUUUUGACCCAUCUGGUAGAGCUACUGCCAUGGAAUUGCUCCAUGACAAGUAUUUGAAUGAAGAACCGCUACCCUUACCAGUAUCUGAAUUGAGGAUUCCUUCUAAAUGCGAGAGGCAAGACGAGGAUUCUGAUAAUGAAUGGGGUGACAACCGGGAUUAUGGCUCGGAUUCUGAUGUUGAUGGCCAAUUCGAUGUUACCACCACUGGGAAUGGUUUUUCAAUUCGGUUUCCAUGA